Ceutorhynchus assimilis (cabbage seed weevil) is the source of this 3463-nucleotide messenger RNA. The record is from the annotation of a GenBank genome assembly. Lineage: Eukaryota; Metazoa; Arthropoda; Insecta; Coleoptera; Curculionidae.
ACCAUUCCCAAAAACGCACUGGUUUUUAAUUUCCGACGCGUCACGUCGAAUUGUCGUAUGAUUCUUCCACGCAUAUAUGAGGGCAAUGCGGACAUUGAGCAAAAUUAUGCCUCCGACAACCAUAAAUCAACCCCUUAAAAGGGAAAAUGCCUCAACGGCUAACGUGUUGAUGUGCAAACAAUGGUGGAAAGUUUGCUGGAUGUACGGCGACCAAGAAAAAUAUUACAGGCAGCUUUAUGGAAAACCGAAAACUACUUUGGAGGGAGACAAAGCCUUAUUCGAACCAAAAACAAUCCCUAAACCCGAUUGGGCGGUCCAGUACUAUCAAAACACUAGAAUCCUUGCAGAUACACCGUCUCCGUUACCCAAUAGUAGUAGUAGUAAUAUUCCCAAUGUAGUGCCGAGGCAUAAUAGUUUAAACACUGUGGGAGUGCCUUUAAGCAGUAGUGUUCAUAAUAGUGCUAGUGUUAAGGAAGGUUGUGAGUUAAACAGGAGUUUUAGUUUCGAGGAAGUUAGACGUCAUCACGGGUCGCCUGCGUUGACCAGUUUGGAUCUGACUAAAGGAAUUAUUGAUGAACCAAUCGGUAGAAGUCAUCCCUCUCCAGAAACCAUCAACCAAAUGUCAGCGACCCCUCCGCAAGGGUUGCCCACGUUACCUUCGCCGUUGGGAGGCAAGGUACCACCCGAACAUCCCGGUACCGACCGAUUCCUGGGUAAGGGAUCGCCGUUCGGGCCUCCCGGAGGCGUCGAUCCGCAACGGCACUCGCAAAGCGACGAUGAUAGCGGAUGCGCUUUGGAGGAGUACACUUGGGUACCACCCGGGCUACGACCCGAUCAGGUCCAUCUUUACUUCAGCGCUCUCCCCGAAGAUAAAGUUCCGUAUGUGAACAGUGUAGGCGAAAGAUACAGGGUGAAGCAAUUGUUACAGCAAUUGCCGCCUCAUGAUAACGAAGUGAGAUACUGUCACGCUCUGAGCGAUGAGGAAAGGAAAGAAUUGAGGCUGUUCAGUGCCCAGAGAAAACGAGAAGCUUUGGGACGGGGAGCUGUAAGACAAAUACCCGGAGUGAUGCGAUGUGAUUUGUGUUCAGAAACACUUUCAUCAGGCGACAUCGGAGUGUUUGCAUCCAGAGCAGGACCCAACACAGUCUGGCACCCAGCCUGUUUCGCGUGUUCGGUUUGCCGGGAGCUUUUAAUAGACCUCAUCUACUUCUACAAAGAAGGUCGAUUGUAUUGUGGCAGACACCACGCGGAAACUGUAAAGCCCAGAUGUAGUGCUUGUGAUGAGAUUAUCUUGGCAGACGAAUGUACAGAAGCAGAAGGCAGGGCGUGGCACAUGAAGCAUUUUGCCUGUUCAGAAUGCGAGCGACAAUUAGGCGGACAAAGGUAUAUUAUGCGAGACGGAAGACCGUAUUGUCUGCACUGUUUCGAUGCCAUGUUUGCUGAAUAUUGCGACAGUUGCGGCGAACCGAUCGGAGUCGAUCAGGGUCAAAUGAGUCACGAAGGUCAACACUGGCACGCGACAGAAUCCUGUUUCUGUUGCCACACUUGUCACUCGUCUUUACUUGGCAGGCCAUUUUUACCUCGAAGAGGUGCCAUCUAUUGUUCCAUAGCUUGUAGUAAAGGUGAGCCUCCUACACCUUCGGACAGCAGCGGUCCGAACACAAGAGUUCCACGUCACGGGAAAUUGCGCAAUCUACCUAAUGACCGCACCGCCUCUCCUAGUGAAGCCAGCACACCCCCAGCAUCCCCUUCUACUCAUCAGACUCACCCUCCACACUCCCCGACUACCAGCACACCAUCCAGUCCAAUAGGAUCGUUGUCUUCCCCACCAAGUCAUCUAAACCAACACCAUUUACCCAAUAAUAGUUCAAUGUUGUUGGUUAGUAAUCACGCCCAGUUGGCGUUGCAGAGCCAUAGUCACACCCCCUCACCAAUCAGAUCACCCAAAAUGGGUAGAAGGGCUUUACAACGAAGUCCUAAGCCUAGUGGGUCUUUAGCCAGCACUCCCACACCAUCCGAAAAUGGAGAUUUUGAGAGUAGAGAUCCCAAUGAAGAAAGAAUUGCUGUGGGGCAAGAAAAGGGACUGGAUAGGGUUUUAUUGGAGCGAAAUUUGGAUAGGUUAUUAUCCGAACGAGGCUCUGCACAUCAUUCGCCCGAUUUGGAAAAGUUGUUGUGCGCCAGAGAUCGAAGCAGGGAACCGCUUCAUUUGGCGGACUUGAGUUUGGACGACUGGGCGGACCGAUUGAGUACCGAAGAAAAAAAGGAAUGCAACAUUGCUAAAAAUGAAGAUGGCAAUAUUGGUUUGGAACAAGGAGCUUGUCACGCUAGUAGCAUGCCAGAACUUCCGCUUCCUCCUUCAAGUGAUACAACAGCAACAACUCCAGGAUCACCAACGAAAAAAUCCCGAGGACUGCUCAGUGUACGUUUUCAAGGCGACAACGAAGCGUUUGUAGCUGACGAAGCUGACAAUGCCAGUAUAGAAGCAGCCGCCAAAAAGUUUCCAAGAAGUCGAAGUUACAGCGGUGUUGGCAGAGAAAGAAGACACCACGUCGACUCUUUGCAAAGAAAUAAGACACGAGUGCCAAGAAAAACGACUUCGGAUAGUCACAUGGCGUCGACUUCGCGUCACAAUUCUCAUCAUCGCGAUGACGAUUCCGACAGUUACUGUUCAACCUGUUCUUCCAGUUCAUCUUCCGACGAUCUCGACUACCAAUUGCCUCCUAGAAGGGCUUAUGGAGGUGUGAGAAUUUCUUACGUGCCAAACGACGCUCUUGCCAUAGCUAGAAGACGACAACAAGCCAAUCCUAAGAGUCCGAGCAGAAGUAAAUUAGCAAUUGAUGAUAAAGAUAAAAAUUGUAUUAUUUCUUGAUAUCGGUUCUUUGGUAAAAUCAAGGUUUUGUUGAAAUGCGGUAACCAAAAUGGAAGGCAAUGGGUUCGAUGUCAAUAAGAUUUUUACCUCAAAUUGUAUACUUUUGACAAUUAUACCUGUAAAGAUAUAUUAUCUGAAAGUACAUAGGUACCUAUUUAUAAUAAGAUUGUACUUGCAUUGAGUUUUUAGAGCACAUAAGUCAUGAGUGAAAAAAGGUUGCAAAUUUUCCAUGAUGGCAACUAAUUUUUUUUAAAAACCUAUGAUUUGCAUUUGAAAAUGUAUGAUCUUUUCUUAUCUAAACAAAUUGUCCAUCGAAUUUAAUCUCUCUAUCGCAAUUAUAAUAUAAAACUGAUAAAACCUAAUUAACUGAAAGCUGUGUGUAUCUCAAACAAUUAUAUCAUGUACAAAUUUUCUAUAACACGUGUUUUUUUUUUGUAAAAUGUUUUAUAGAUUUUUAUAUAAACUUUUAUAUAUUGUAUAACUUUAUAUAUAACACUUUUUGUCGUGUCACCAAUCCUAUAAUUUAGUUAUUAAGAAUAUGUAGAGUGUAGAAAAUCAGAAAUAAUUAUAUCUACCUAUUACUUUUUUUUUGUA